ACCUCUUCUGUCCGUUGAGACAAAUAAAAACACAAUCCGUAGUUAGAUGGUUUUUAUCCUCUUCUGGCCAUGGAGAGUAAGUUGAAAGGCGUGGAUGUUUUGAUGGUUUUUUACCACUUCUGUCAAUGGAGAUUGGAAAGAAAAUCAUAAAUAUUUUUAUGUUUUUGUACACCUCUUCUGGCCAUGGAGACUAAGAAGAAAACGAUGGAUAUUUUGAUGGAAUUUUACCUCUUCUGGCCAUGGAGAGUAAGAAGAAAACAAUGGGCAUUUUGGUGGAUUUUUACCUGUUCUGUCCAUGGAGAGAGAGAAGAAAAUAAUGUGCAUUGAAACCGCCGAGUCGUGCCAUUCCUAACUUGUUCUGCUAACCCUCGAUCACUGUUUCUAGGAUUUCAAGGGUUGCUAGGGUUUCUAGGGUUUGGCCACUGUUAUGUCACUCCUUGAUUUGGCCUUCCGGGGCUAACCCUCGUUCACUGUUUCUAGGGUUGCUAGGGUUUCAAGGGUUUGGCCACUGUUCUGUCACUCCUUGAUUUGGCCUUCCGGGCUUCUAUCCCAGUUAAAAAGAGAGAUCUAACCCAGCCACGAAGUCCUUCCAUGGCGGUUACUAGGGAAGAGGAAGCUAGGGGCGGAGAAGUGGAUGACGAGAGGGAGGAAGCCGCUUUUGCGAGGCGAUCAGAGGCGCGCAACACACUUAAAGGCUGUGUGGAGGAACUCAGAGGACUUCAGGACAGCCUCGAGGCUAUAACAGAGCAGGUGAAAGUGAGCCGUGGGAGCUCUCACUACGACGACUUGGUCCAGAGAAAAACCGAUUUGGUGAAGCAGGAAAGGGUAUGUCUCGGAAAUUUUGAAAGGGCGAGCGAUGAACUCGUGCGCAUCUAUCGGGAGACAGAAUCUUCCUUCGCCCCUACUAUAGUUACAGGGGUGCAAGGCCUUCAGGAAGGGCAAAUCGCUAGAAUAAAUCAGAUGGAGAUCAAAUUGGCGGAGAUGGAAAGGGCAUGUUUCAGAAAACUCGUGCGGAGGAACAAUAAAAUCAAGCGCAUCUUUCAGAAAGCAGCUGAAGCUAAUGUUUGGGAGUUAGAAGAUUGAGGAAUCAACUCCAACACUUGUAGCACUUGAUCUACAAAUUAAUUAGGACCAUACUAAAUGUUGAAGUUUGCCUGAUUGAUCAAAAUAAUAGAGAGGUAAUGGCAUCAUUUACUUUAGGUUUACAUGUUUGUUGUCAUCUCCUUAUUCCCAUACAUAUAAUGGUGCAAGAUUGGUCUUAUGAUCAAAUGCUAAAUCAUAUAGAACUAAUUGUGUUGCUUAUGUUCAAGUAUUUGACACAAAUAUAUGAACAUUGAGUUUUUUUGAGCUUGUGUAUGUUUGACAUUUGGUAUUGAACAUGGUGAUGGUACCAUAACUUAACUUGA
Messenger RNA from Cryptomeria japonica (Japanese cedar), 1406 nucleotides. RefSeq lists its product as uncharacterized. The transcript is spliced from 2 exons. The record is from RefSeq and is a predicted model, not a curated record. Bases 592 to 1083 code for a protein of 163 amino acids. NCBI's taxonomy places the organism in Eukaryota, Viridiplantae, Streptophyta, Pinopsida, Cupressales, Cupressaceae.